AUGGGCGUCCGAGACUCCGGCGAGGCGACGGGGACGCCCGACCCUGUCGAGAAGGGGCUCGCCACCGUCAACACCAUCACCCUCGGUGUGAAGGCCAUGGUGCAGAAGGAUGGCGAACUUCGGAAGGCAGAAAUCCUGUCAAUCAGGGAACGCAAGGGUGGCCUUUCCUUCUAUGUUCAUUAUGUCGACUUCAACAAACGUCUUGACGGCAAGUCCAAUUCAAGAGCAUAUAAGCUACAUUCAACUGCACGCAUCGAUCUCUCUCAUGAGGUUGAGUGGCCACGGCCAGAAAAGUCAGACAAGAAAAAGAGUGCUGCCAUCAACAAGGCCCCCAGCAAGAAUGCGCCUAAACAGCAGCGCGCGGACAGCCGCGAGGUAUCGGGAACACCCGAUGCCUUCGGCAGCAAGAACUCGAACAUUGCAAAGACCCCACGGCCCUCGAUGGCUGGAGGCAAGGAAAACCGGGAUACUCCUGGCGGUGAUGUCUCGAUGGUCGGAUCUGAGGCGGUUUCCUCCGUCGGGACGCCGAAAGUCACGGACUCGGAAGACCUCGACAUGACAGAUGCCCCCUUCAAAGAGGAGGUCAAGACCGCUUCGGGGGAGGUGAUUACCCGUGAAGAGGAAAUUGAGCGGUUGCGUACAGGUGGCAGUAUGACCCAAAACCCGACGGAGGUCCACCGCGUGCGAAACUUGACCAAGCUUCAAAUGGGCAAAUACGACAUCGAGCCGUGGUAUUUCUCCCCAUACCCAGAUUCAUUCUCCGAUGUCGAUCUGGUCUACAUCGACGAGUUCUGUCUGAGCUACUUCGACAACUACCGUGCCUUCGAGCGGCACCGUUCCAAGUGCACAAUGGUUCACCCUCCUGGCAACGAGAUUUACCGGGAUGAGAAUAUUUCCUUCUUUGAGGUUGACGGCCGUCGUCAGCGGACAUGGUGUCGCAACCUGUGUCUUCUCAGCAAGCUCUUCCUGGACCACAAAACGCUCUACUACGACGUCGACCCGUUCUUGUUCUACUGCAUGUGCACUCGGGACGAUACAGGCUGCCAUCUCGUUGGCUACUUUUCGAAAGAGAAAGACUCCGCUGAGGGCUACAAUCUGGCUUGUAUCACUACAUUCCCACAAUUCCAGCGUGCAGGCUAUGGCCGCCUGCUGAUCGCUAUGAGCUAUGAGCUCAGUAAGCGCGAGGGCAAGCUAGGUUCUCCCGAGAAGCCUCUCAGUGACUUGGGUCUGCUUAGUUACCGCCGUUACUGGCGCGAGACUCUUGUCGAGCUGCUGGCAGAACCAAAUCGCGAGGCCAUGAGCGAGAACGAGCUCGCUCUUCUCACAUCCAUGACUGAAAAGGACAUUCAUGAGACAUUGCUCGUGAACAACAUGCUCCGAUACCAUAAAGGAAAUUGGAUUAUCAUCCUCACCGACCAAGUCAUCGAGGAGCACAACAAGCGCCUUGAGAAAGAGAAAAUCAAGGGCUCGCGGAGAAUCGACCCUGUCCGCCUUCAGUGGAAGCCUCCCGUCUUUACUGCCUCCAGCCGUACGUGGAACUGGUAA
Messenger RNA from Penicillium canariense, 1545 nucleotides. RefSeq names its product NuA4 histone acetyltransferase complex catalytic subunit ESA1. Gene Ontology annotation, biological process: regulation of DNA-templated transcription. Bases 1 to 1545 code for a protein of 514 amino acids. The record is from RefSeq and is a predicted model, not a curated record. NCBI's taxonomy places the organism in Eukaryota, Fungi, Ascomycota, Eurotiomycetes, Eurotiales, Aspergillaceae. Gene Ontology annotation, molecular function: histone acetyltransferase activity. The transcript has 6 exons.